Molecule: messenger RNA, 747 nt
Organism: Rhopalosiphum padi (bird cherry-oat aphid)
Lineage: Eukaryota; Metazoa; Arthropoda; Insecta; Hemiptera; Aphididae
Exons: 4
Coding region: 1-435 (144 amino acids)
Source: RefSeq, a predicted model, not a curated record
AUGAUUAAAGAAAAUUUGUCAAACUCCGAAAGGAAAAAUGAUGAGUUUCCCAACCCAGAAGAACUAAAAAAACAGGGUGUGCGCGAUGAAGAGGAUCGAAUUGGUAAUAAUUAUAAAGAGCCUGCCGAAGAUAAUCUCUUAUCUAAAGGGAACAAAAACGAAAACAACGAAGAUAAUAAAAAUGGAAAUGAAUCCAAUGCAGUCUCUGACGCCGACGGAGUUUCUGGUUUGAUAUUAAUUAAGAAUUCAAAUAGGAAAAAAUUAAAAUUGCAAAGAUUGGCUUCGCUCAAUGCAUUUUUUGCAGAUACUUCUGAACCCGAUUUGUUAUAUAGACUUGAAAGAGAGCAAUUAGAAAAAGAACAAAAACAGGAGAAUUAUCAAAAUGUGGAAGAUAAUACUGAAGAGGCACAAUUAGAUGUGAUACAGCAAGAAUAAUAAAAGAAAAGGGGUAAGUUUUAGUUAAUAGUUUACAUCAUAUUUUCUUUUAUUGUUUUGUUUAAAUACAUUAAUUAUAAUUUUUUUAUCUAUUUAAUUAAUAAUAUUUUCCAUUAACUAUUUACAUGAAAAGUAUUAUAUUCUUAAUAUUCCUUACAAAUUAUAAAAUAUUACAUACCUAAUAAGUAGGUAAGGAAAAUAAUAGUAUUAUCCGAUUAUGAAUUAAUCGAAUAUGAUAGUCAUAUUUUAAAUUAGCAUAAUUAAUGCAUAAAUACUGGUUUUUAUUGGUUGCUGAAAAAAAUUGAUUAAUUU